AGAGUGAUGAGAUGAUGGAGGUGUAGAGUCAGUGAUGAGACAGCAGGACAGAUCUCACUUCUGAUAAAUGACUUUUUUGAGGCUGGAAGAUCUUGCGUCACCGAGGAACCUUCUCAGGAGCAUCAGGACUGAGUGAAGGCAUCUAGCAAUCCUUCCAGAGAUCCCUGAGCAGUGCCGAGGCUCAAGUCACUGCAAUGUCACUGUGAUGCCUCAGGAGCAUCCUCGCAGAGUCUAGAACGUACUCCUGACAAAGUGUAAUGUUCUUCUGAAGAGCCUAGAGCUGCAUCUGACCAGAGAGCGUUCUCCGUGUGGUGUGGAGCACCGUCGGCCAGUUUGAGAUAAAUCUAAGAGAUCCUCUUAACGAGUUGAUGUUCUAGAGCUUUGGCGUGUCUGAGCUGAGUGUGGAGCGUCCUGCAGUGCGCCUGGACAAACACUGAAGCAGGAUUUCAAGCGUCCUCUGGUUCAGCAGAAGUGUAGAAGGUUCACGCCGCUCCUUGGUGAAGAUGUUCCCGAUGAAACAACCAUGGCUGUGUAAAGUUUUAGGUUGCUAUGACAGCUGCGUGCGCUGCCUGGGCGCCGUGCCCUAUGUCACUCUGAGCGCCACGCUGCUGUGUUACGCCGGAGUCGCGCUCUUCUGCGGUGGAGCACACGAGGCCCUCACACACACACACACACUCGUCCAAACACACUUCGCCCGCGCACAGCCCGACUUCGAGGUGCUCGCUGACUUUAUUAAAUAUUUCCAGUAUGUGAUUUACGGACUGGCGUCGUUCUUCUUCCUGUACGGGAUCCUGCUGCUGGCCGAGGGGUUUUACACCACCAGCGCCGUCAAGCAAACAUUCGGAGAAUUCCGGAGUACAAAAAUCAGCCGCUGCCUCAGCCUCACCUUCCUGAUCGUGACCUACACACUGGCGGUGAUCUGGAUCGUGGUCUUCGCCUUCUCUGUGAUUCCCGUCUACUUCCUGUUCAACAUGUCUGAGACGUGUCACACCGUCCACAUCCUGUCUGAGACGACCACCAGCCUCAACCAGCACUCCUGGGUGUGUGUCGACCCGCGGCAGUUCGGUCUGCUCCCCUGGAAGGCUACACCAGGUAAAGUGUGUGGUAUGACCAUGGCCAACAUCUGCAAAGAGCCUGAGUUUUACAUGACCUAUGAUCUUUACAUCACCGCCUUUGCUGGAGCAGGAGCCACACUGCUCGGCCUGAUCCUCUAUAUCAUCGCUGCCACCUAUAACUAUGCUGUUCUGAGGUUUCUCGGCAGUAAAGGGAUCCGUUGCUAGGCGCAGCAUCAGUGGGCGUGCCGUUGCUAGGCGCAGCGUUGCCAGGCAACAUGUCUCCUCUCUGAUGCGUGCCGCCGCGCUUGCUGUUGCAUUGUCACGGCGACCGUGUCCAUGGGGUAUUCGCUAAAGAGGAUCAUGAAGUGAAAAACAAACAAACAAACAAAUAAACAGAGUGUGUAAACGACAGUGAGAUUAACCUGACUUAUACAGAGUGAUGUGUAAACAUUAGACAGUUAACCAAUCAGCACAGGGCAGGGGGGCGGAGCCUCUCUCAUCUCAUCUCAUUAUUACAUCUCUCUGCUUCUGUUUAUCGCUGCCUUCUUUCCCAGCAUCACCCAUCUGUCUCUCUGUCCUCAUCUGUCCUUACAUUCAAAUGUCUGCAGGUCUCUUUCCUGUCUCUCUCUCUCUCUCCUCUCUAUAUCUCUGUCUUCUCUUGAGCUGUCAAUCUAUUUCUCUCUGUUCCUCUAUUUUCACUAUUCUUCCAUUUUAUAUCCCUGUAUCCAUCUCACCACUUGUUUAUUUCUCUAUCUCCGCAUCUUUGUUGCUCUAAUUACCUCCAACUUUCUUUUCAAUCGCUCUCCUAUAUAUAUAUACACACAGUAUAUAUACACACACACACACACACACACACCAGUCCCCAUUAAGAGAUUUUAAAGCAGCUCUUGUUUGUGUGUGUGUGUGUGUGUGUGUGUGUGGGAUUUUAAAUAAUUAACUUUUUUUUUUUUACAAAAAUUUAAAAUUUAUAACACACGGUUCUAACUGACUGUGUGUGUGUGUGUGUGUGUGUGUGUGUGUGUAUGUGUGUGUGUGUGUGUGUGUGUGUGUUUUCUCCAAUGGUGCUACAUCACGAUUAAUGUUAAUUUUUAGAAAAGUGUAACGGUAACACACACUGUACAUUUUUAAUGUUUAAUUAAACUGAGGGUUUUUUUAGUUAAUCAGCUACACAACUGUGUAUGUGUGUUACGCUGUAAACUGUCUCACGUUCUGCAAUAAACACGUAUUUAAUCCAA
Messenger RNA from Clarias gariepinus (North African catfish), 2290 nucleotides. It is a transcript of the gene plp1b, whose product is annotated as proteolipid protein 1b. The transcript is spliced from 7 exons. NCBI's taxonomy places the organism in Eukaryota, Metazoa, Chordata, Actinopteri, Siluriformes, Clariidae. Gene Ontology annotation, cellular component: plasma membrane; myelin sheath. Bases 504 to 1280 code for a protein of 258 amino acids. Gene Ontology annotation, molecular function: structural constituent of myelin sheath. The record is from RefSeq and is a predicted model, not a curated record. Gene Ontology annotation, biological process: axon development; central nervous system myelination.